AUGGAGAAAGCCUGGAGAUGCAUGGACGAGACAGCACUGAUCGCUUUUGGUAUCUUGAUGGAAGAGAUGGGGAAUGAGAUGCUUGGCGAGACAGGUGAUCUGGCCUUCACGGAGGCAGCUGUUGAAGUAGAGGAGCAAGAAAUGGGCCACGAGGAUCAAGCCGACGGACAGGGGAAGAGUGCGCAGCGAUCUGCAACAGCAGCCCCAGAAAAAGAGGAAGAGCAACGGCCUGGUUUGUUGUCAUCAGAAGACGAUGCAUCAGAAGUCUUUGAAAAGAGAACAUUGUUCGGUGUGGGUAGGGCACAAUCCAUGGUCGUGGUGGGUGGUGCCUUCCCCUUUGAGAGCCGUCCACUUCAAAGGAGGAAGGCACACCCCAAAAUUCAAGCCAAUCCGCAGAAGGCGGCCACCAUUCUCGCAUGGUUCCACAAGACAGCGCAAGCUCAUAGCAUCAAGGACCUGGAGAAGACGCUGCCUCAGGUCGGAGCUAUCAGCGGCAUGCAUGUCAAGGACUACUUGCAAGCGCUCUCAGACGACAACAAGAUCCGUGUGGAGAAGAUUGGCAGCGGCAACUGGUACUGGAGCUUCAUCAGCGACGAGAAGAAGGCCAAGGAUGCCAUGCUCAGUAAGGCCCAGGAAGAGUACAACAAGAUCAACGUGACGGUUGCCGAGCUCCAAGCCAAGGUUGAUGAGGCAGGUGCUGCACGCGCUGAAGACGAAGACGUCCUUACGGAGACCGGGGGUGACCGCAAGACACUCAUCACCAAACAUGGUGACUUGACCAAGGAGUUGGACAAGCUGCGGACUGAACUGGCUGCAUACAGCGAGCAAGAUCCGGUAGAAGUCGAGAAGAAGGCAGCAGAGACUCAGAAAGCACGCGAUGAAGCCAUGGAGAGCUGGAUCAAGAAGCAGGGCAUCAUGGCCCCCGCGGAUUUGGAGGUUGUCCUCAAGAUGCUCUAUGGAGACGAAUAUGACGAGGAGGAAGGUGGAUUACGUGACGAUUUGCUGUACAAAAACCGCCUCAAAUCAAAAUUCAAUACCCCGCGAUGGCUGCUGCUGGAGAAACUGGCACUGCAACUGGAGCGCAGGAACAACCGCGUAUCCCUGCGAGUCCACAACGGCGCGGUAGAGGUGGCCGAGGACGUGGAAGAGGAGGUCCUGCUGGAUCAGAAGACCGACCUGAGCAUGCUGGUGGCCGAGGCAGAGGCAGGGGCGACUCUCACAAUGGGCGUGGGCGCGGACGAGGCCAACAAAGGCAAGGCGCCGGUAGCAGAGACAGAGCAGCAAGGCCAGAUACUUGCCACAGUGCCCAAGGUCGUCCUCCCGCAGGACGACGACGACGAUGCUGAAGUUUGCUUCAUUUGCGCCUCGCCCGUUCAGCACACCGCCGUCGCUCCUUGCAACCACCGAACAUGCCACAUUUGCUCCAUUCGAAUGCGAGCGUUGUACAAGACCAAGGCUUGCGCCCACUGUAGGACUGAGUCCGACCACGUUAUCCUCACAGACGACACCGAAAAGAACUACGAGAGCUUCGACGCGGCCGACUUCUUCCAAUCAAACGACAGCCUAGGCAUACAUUUCGAGAACCCACAGGCCUUUGAUGAUACACGGUUGUUGUUGCAAUACAACUGCCCCGAGGGCGACUGUGAUGUUGCGUGCCUUGGCUGGCCAGACCUGCAUCGUCAUGUCAAGACGGCGCAUAGGGACAUCCUGAAUGUGGCUUUUGCCGCGAGCGCUUUUAUGGAGACGACGAGCUUUACACUCAUUGCCGAGACAAGCACGAACGCUGUCACAUUUGCGAUCGACUACUACGUCAACUAUGAUUCGCUGGAAGUGCACUUCAAGAAAGACCACUUCCUCUGCCCCGACCGCGAGUGCUUGGACAAGAAGUUUGUCGUUUUCGAUUCAGAAAUGGAUCUGAAGGCACACCAGAUCGAAUCUCAUCCUAACGGUCUUACGAAGGAUGCUCUGCGGGAUGCCAGACGGGUCGACAUGUCCGGCUUCCAGUUCCGUGCGCCACACGAGCAGGAUAAUGGUGGUAGACGAGAUGACCGCAGACGUGAAGGUGGAAGGGGUCGUGGACGAGGCCGAGACCCAAACGCGGAGCCUCUCCCUGCAUCUUCAGCUCAAACUUUGAGCCGAGCCGAACUUGCUUACCAGCGGCAAAUGGAAGCUCAGAACUCUACAACUGGAACAACAAGAGCUUUUGGUGGCCAGCUCACAGCGCCUACGCCAGGCGAGGCAUUCGCAGCCAGACCACCACCUAAUGCAUCUGAGCCGCCUACAGUCACAGCAUCGCGUCCCCCUGUUGGCAGUGAUCUUGCGAAUGGCGUCGGUCAGCUCAGUCUCAACGCUCAGUCAACAGCUUCCGCGCCACAGACACCCCAGGAGCAAGCACGUUUACUUCGUCACAACGCAGUCAUAGAACGAGCGACUGGUCUGCUACGCAACGAUGCACCAAAGCUUCAGGAAUUCCGAUCAUCAAUCUCGGCGUAUCGAAACUCGAAGACGUCGGCAACGCAGCUGAUCGAGGGCUUCUUUGCGCUGUUCGAUACCAACUCAAAAGAGAUUGGCAAACUCAUCAAGGAACUCGCUGACAUUUUUGAGAUUCCCGCGAAGCGUGAAGGCCUGCUGAAGGCCUGGAAUGACUGGAAGGCGAUCAACGAAGACUAUCCGUCUCUACCAGGAUCUUCCGCACUAAAUGGCAGUGUCAUCACGAUCGACAGCCAAUCAGAAGGCAAGCUGGUCCUCCCCAUCGUCGAGCAAUCCUUUUCCUGCUCUGCCAGCUGCCUCCGCGAACCGUAUUGGGGCGAAGCCUGGGCAGACGCCCUGGGCUUCCUCAUCCUCUGCUGCAGCAAGUGCACGUACAUCACCACUCCCGUCUCGCAACACUUCUUCAGCAGCCUUGAACAAGAAGCCGAAUGUUGCAGCGGAUGCAUUCCCUGCGCUGCCAGCAGCCGCGAAGCCUACUAG
Molecule: messenger RNA, 2970 nt
Organism: Parastagonospora nodorum SN15
Lineage: Eukaryota; Fungi; Ascomycota; Dothideomycetes; Pleosporales; Phaeosphaeriaceae
Exons: 10
Coding region: 1-2970 (989 amino acids)
Biological process (GO): rescue of stalled cytosolic ribosome; protein ubiquitination
Molecular function (GO): ribosome binding; ubiquitin protein ligase activity
Source: RefSeq, a predicted model, not a curated record